UUAAUUCUAUAACAAAAUUAUUUUUGACAGUCGGGAGCAAUCCGCAUUUAUUAGUCCAGUGCUUUUUUCCUUUAUACUGAAAUCGUAAUUCCUGCUAAAUCAACAUCAGCCUUGAUAAUGCAGUCAUGUGAUGUACUGUAUUUGCUCGUUUCAAGUGUUAUUCUUUUCAACGUACAGAAGACAUGGUCACUGAUGUUGGACUACAACUGGUUGGAACCUAAGGAGGGUUUGAAACGAUAUCCUCAUGACAAAUCAUGCCGCCAUUUCUAUGAAAUAGAAUCAGAUGGCAGAAUUUCUGUAAAGAAAUGCCCUAGGAUGCAGAGGUUUGAUUAUAUAUCUCUAUCAUGUGUAAGGAAGACUCUUGUUCGUUGCUGGACGAGCGAGUUUGACAAAGGUUAUGUUCCAAUAGAAAGGAAGAUGUAUUUUAGAUGUCCUAUAUCUUGGGGAGCAUUGCCUAAUCCAGAUGACUGUGAGAAAUAUUAUUCGUGUGUCAACUAUAAACCUCAACACAAGAUGUGUCCCAGCUCUCAAAUGUUUGAUCGAAUUGAAAUGAAAUGUCUCGACCACAAAGUUGCCGUUUGUGCUCAUAAUACAGGUGUUGUUGACGAAAGCUACAAAUGCCCUCUGACUUGGGGAUUAUUCAUUCAUCCUCAAGACUGCUCUAAAUACUACCAGUGUAUUCGAGACAAGCCUCUUCUUAGAGCAUGUGAUAGAGGGAAACUGUUUAAUUCACAUAAAGGAAUAUGUGAAAGAAAGGAAGUCGUUGAGUGUGGAUCCACAAGCAAGCCUUACGAGAAAUAAACAGACAGUUGUUUUCGACAGCCACUACAGCAAGUCCAACAGAUGAUUUCCACUCAGCAUUUACUGGCAUUUCAUCACCCAUUACUACAAGUCCAACUGUAGAACUAACUUCAAUCAUCAUGCCUUGAAAGACGAAUGCUUUAUUUUUAUCUGCAUUUAAUAUUGCACACGCAGUAGUGCAAGUGACAUUAGUUUGAAUAUUCAUUCAAAGUGAAAAUAAGUACGUAAUUUACACACACACACACACACACACAGAAAAAAAAAAAAAAAAAAAAAAAAAAAGAACAGAGAAGCGCAAUAAGUUAAGCAUUUUUGAUCAUAAAAUAAAAUGCUAUGAGACUGAAACUGGAUCUUAGUAAAACUAGAGAAUUUAUUUUGUUGGUGAACGGAACAUUUUUACAGAUGAAAAAAAUAUGAAAUUUUACACAAAAAUAUAAUGAAAUCAUACACAAGCGUCGUAAAAGUUUACGCACUUUCAUAAAGAAAUAUUAGAUGCAGUAUUUUACUUUAUUUUUUGGUUAACAAUGAAUAAAAUUCGGAAUUAAAUUU
Messenger RNA from Stegodyphus dumicola, 1350 nucleotides. RefSeq lists its product as uncharacterized. The record is from RefSeq and is a predicted model, not a curated record. Gene Ontology annotation, cellular component: extracellular region. Gene Ontology annotation, molecular function: chitin binding. NCBI's taxonomy places the organism in Eukaryota, Metazoa, Arthropoda, Arachnida, Araneae, Eresidae.